Molecule: messenger RNA, 1729 nt
Organism: Empidonax traillii (willow flycatcher)
Lineage: Eukaryota; Metazoa; Chordata; Aves; Passeriformes; Tyrannidae
Product: nucleoporin-like protein 2
Exons: 3
Coding region: 1112-1729 (205 amino acids)
Cellular component (GO): nuclear envelope
Molecular function (GO): nuclear export signal receptor activity
Source: RefSeq, a predicted model, not a curated record
GCCCCCGGCCCUGUCCCGGUGCCGGUCCCGGGCGCUCCGAGCGGCCGCUGCCGGCGGGAGCUCCGGAGCCGGCCGGGGCUGUCGGCAGCGGCCUCCGGUUCGGCACCCGCGGGGCUGGGCUCCAGCGAAGGGACUGCGGGAUGUGCCACAAGACCACGGGAAAAGCGGCUCGGGAAACUUUCCUGCCAGGAGCAGCUAAGUGUCCAGGAGCUGCGUGCUGUGGCUGGUGAAAGUUGUUUCCUUUCCCACUGGCUCUAGGUCUUUGGGAGCUUGGGGAAGGUGAAGGACACGACGGCGAGCCGAGGGCUGUAGUGAUGGCACGGCAGGAACACGGCUGCAGCCGCUUCUCUUUAUUCCUGUCGAAGGAGGGUGGUGUUUCGCCAGUUCAUUUUGGGCGUUCACACCUAUGAAGUUUGAUAAUGAAUCCCAUGUGUGUCUCCAAAAGACCAUGUAAUAAAGGCCCAUUUAUUCGUAAAUAUGGAGAGCAAUUGUAAGUAUGAAUCUGUUUUCUUGGAGGUUUUGACGACUACUAUCCUUGUAGGCUUUUCGGAUGUCUUGCCAGAAGAGCUGCGUCUGGAGUAUUACAACUGCAGAGCACAGAAUAUCAUUGGGAAUUACGUAAGAAUUUUAAAAAUGCUGACUGUUGUGGACACCAUGAGAUAGGACUUGUUAUUGUUCUUCAGUUUCCUAACUCUUGACUUACUUAGUUCCCAACUCCAGGAGAUUAUCAGAAUGCCAUAAUAUCCUUCAAUUCUGGUACAGCAAACAGAAUGCUGAAACAGCUGCUGGUCUGUAUGCUCUGCCAUAACAUCCUCUUUCUGCCUGAGAUCCCUGGCUCAAAUUGUCCUACCUGAUCUUACUCUUCAUAUAAAAUCAAAGAAGUUGAUUUAGGAGCAAUGGGAGGAGCACUUAGAGGAAUUCUCUGUUAAUUACAAAAAUCUUGUUUUCUUGCUUUGAAGUUUCAGGGAAGCCAAAAUGCUGUCUUCUUGGCUUAAUGAAGUUAUUUUUUAAUUUUGGAUACCUUUCUUAGUUCAGUUGUCAGGUCACUCUUCUUUUGUAUUGAAGUCUUCGGUAAUAAUGAUAUGCUUUUCUUUUCCCACUUUUUAGAUAAAUGCUGUUAGUUGUACAAUGGAAAAAUCGUCUGCUUCAGCUGAAAGCUUUAAAUGCAUCUACAAAAGCAGCUUUGCUCUCUGCUUUCAAGAACACGAGCUCUCAACCAUCUCCUGCCUUUGGACUGGGAGGACAGCAGACAUCAAGCUUUGGGCUCUCAAGCUUUCCUGUGAGCAGCAGCAGCAGUACCAGUGCCAGCAGUUUCUCCUUUAAAGCCAGUUCCAGCCUUAUCGGUUCCUCAUCAUCUGCAGCCAGCCCUGCUGCCGAGGUCUCUUCUGCUGCCGGUAGCGCUCCUGCGUUUGGGGUGACGUCCUCUCCCAGCGCGCCCCAACCUGUUGGGUUUGGCAGCCCGGCAGCUCCGUCUGCAGCCUCCUUCUCCUUCAAAACAGCUGCACCAGCUGGUGGCUUUGGGACUUCUGGGUUCUCGGGCUUUGGCGGUGCCGCCGCUGUGAACUCCUCCGGCACCACCGCUCCGCUCCCGGCCUUCGGAGCCUUCAACGCAGCCACGGCCACUUCUGCCUCGCCUUCCAGCGGUGCUUUGCUUGGACAGACUUGCCAGCGCCUCUGGCCGUCCCCGUCACCUCAGCGCCCUGCUGCAGGUCACCAUACACCACUCUGA